Molecule: messenger RNA, 2223 nt
Organism: Medicago truncatula (barrel medic)
Lineage: Eukaryota; Viridiplantae; Streptophyta; Magnoliopsida; Fabales; Fabaceae
Exons: 1
Coding region: 649-1923 (424 amino acids)
Source: RefSeq, a predicted model, not a curated record
AACGUGGGUGGAAGUAACCGAGAGAGUUUCCAUUGAAGUUUCGUUUGUUGAAGAGAGAGUGUGUGCGUGUGUGUUUAUUGAUCAUAUAGCAUAUUAUUCAAACAUUUUCUAUAACUCAUUCUCAUCAAACCCAAAUUUCAUUCCUUUUAUAUUCUUUUCUAGUUCCUCUUUUGGUUUCUCUCAAUAACACUAAACCACUUUAAUCACAAAUUAAAUUCUUAGAAUUCAAUUAUCGUUAUUUUCUUUCUCUACCAAUCUCUUGAGCUAGAAAGAAAGAUAGUUUGUGGUUGGAAUUGAAUGGAUGAUUGAUCUUCCAUUCUACUUGACUUUGAUAUCAAUUCAAUCUUCCAUUCCUUUCAAGAAGAAAAGAUAACCCUUGUACUUGAUUAUUUGGAACAAAUGAAAAUCUUUUGAGAGGUACUUCUACAUAUACAUUCUUUUGUCGUUUUUGGGUCAUUGAGUUUUUGUACAAUUUUCACUUGACAUUUUGUUUUUGUUUGAUCUUGAAAGCACUUUGAGUGGACAAGAAUUUCUGACAAAUUCUUUUUUAUUUGUGGGGUGUUUUUGAUUUCAUAAAUCAAAUUCUCAAACUUGGUUUUUUCAUUGUGAGAUUCACUUUGUGUGUUGAUCAUUUUCAUAUUUGUGAUUAUGGGUUGUGUAAGUUCCAAGCAAAAGGGAUAUUGUCAUUGCAACACCCCUUAUUGCUCUGUCUCUAGAAGCUACACAAUGCAUGUACAUCAUCCACCUCAAAAUAAAGGAGAUAGUUAUCAUGUUGUAGCAUUGACAUCAACAACAUUAGGUUCUUUGGAACUUGUAUCUCAUAGUCAAGGCAAUGGUUUUGUUCCAUAUUCGACUUUGCUCAAAGCAAACAAUACCUCAGAAAACGGAUUCGAGGUUGGAAAAGGUUUCAUGUUUUCCAAUGGUAAGGUUAGUGAGAAUUUCAAAGAAGAGGUUGAAAAUGAGGUGAAGACAUGGUCUAAUAUGAUCGAGGAGAAGUUACCAAAAUCUAUUGCCAAGAAUUCAAUCACAACACCACCUUGUGAGGACAUCAUCAACACAUGGGAACUAAUGGAAGGACUUGAAGAUACAAGUCCUUUUCAAUCACCAAAUCAAUUAAGAAGUUUCUCUUUUGAUGUUAAUGUCAAUGGCCAUGUUGAUCCUUCAAAGACUAGCUUCAUGGAGAAUGAUGAUGGUAUUGAUUUACACAAACCAAAGUUGGAUCAUAUGAUUAUUGAGGACGGAUCAAAUGACUUAAAUCUCAAUGUUGAAGUUUUAAAUUUUGAUGAUUGUAAAGUGGUGUCUUCAUUUAAGAAGCCAUUGCAAGAGAAGCAAGAGGCGAUGGAUGCUAAAAGAUUCUUUUUUGAGGAAAAGAAUAUUAGUGAUAAUGUUGUGAAUUUCAAGAUUGCCCCUUAUGAGAAGAAGGAAAAAGCAGUGUUGUAUUUCACAAGUCUGCGUAUGGUGAGAAAAACUUAUGAGGAUUGUUGCAUAGUUAGGAUGGUUUUGAAAGGAUUAGGCAUAAGGGUUGAUGAGAGAGAUGUGUCAAUGCAUUUAGGAUUUAAGGAAGAGCUCAAAGAGUUACUUGGUGAAGGGAACUAUGGUAAAGGUGGAUUACCAAAAGUGUUUAUUGGAAGGAAAUACAUUGGUGGAGUUGAGGAAAUUCAGAAAUUACAUGAUGAUAAAAAGCUUGAGAAAUUAUUUGAUUGUUGUGAAAGAGUUGACGACAUUGAAGGAGGUGAUGGUGGAUGUGAGGCUUGUGGUGAUAUAAAGUUUGUUCCUUGUGAAAAAUGUUAUGGAAGUUGUAAAAUCUACUAUGAAGGUGAUUAUGAAGAAGAUGAUGAUUAUGAGGUUGGUGAGUGUGGAUUUCAAAGGUGUCCUCAUUGCAAUGAAAAUGGCCUAACAAGAUGUUCCAUGUGUUGUUUCUAGUUCCAUAUUUCAUUUUAACAUUUAACAUAGCUACUUAGAACCAAUGUUUGAGUUUUGUGUUCUACGUAUUUUGUUUAUAAUUAGUUUUUUUUUUUUUUUUAUUGUUGUUGUAUAGUUAAUUUUCUAGUUGGUUGAUCAUAUAAAAGAGAAGAUGAAGGAUAUAGAAGGGUGAGUGCAUAGUGUAUGAUUAGUCCUUAUGCACAAUGAGUGCAUAGUGUAUGCUUUUAUUUUCAUUCAUUCAUGAAACAGAAGGCUUGUAUUCAAUUUCAUUUCUUGCAAAAUCAAAUGGUUACAUUACAA